CCCCGCCUCCCCGCUGCCCGCAAGAUGGCGGCGAGCGCGGCGCGGGCUGGGGGUGGUUGAGGGCGGCAGAUGAGUUCUUUUGGAGAUUAAACAGUUGGAGAGGAAAAUGACAUCGAUUAUCAAGUUGACUACCCUCUCGGGGGUGCAGGAGGAAUCUGCCCUCUGCUAUCUUUUGCAAGUAGAUGAGUUUCGUUUUCUUUUGGACUGUGGCUGGGAUGAAAACUUUUCUAUGGAUAUAAUUGACUCUCUGAGGAAGCAUGUACACCAGGUUGAUGCUGUUCUCCUUUCCCACCCUGACCCUCUACACCUUGGUGCACUUCCAUAUGCAGUUGGAAAAAUGGGAUUGAAUUGUGCCAUUUAUGCAACUAUUCCUGUAUAUAAAAUGGGACAGAUGUUUAUGUAUGAUCUCUACCAGUCCCGCCACAACACUGAAGAUUUCACACUCUUUACAUUGGAUGAUGUAGAUGCAGCCUUUGAUAAGAUACAACAGCUGAAGUUUUCUCAGAUUGUGAACUUAAAAGGUAAAGGACAUGGUUUGUCAAUCACACCAUUGCCCGCUGGUCACAUGAUAGGAGGCACAAUUUGGAAGAUUGUCAAGGAUGGGGAGGAAGAAAUUGUUUAUGCCGUUGAUUUCAACCACAAGAGGGAGAUCCAUCUGAAUGGAUGUUCCUUGGAAAUGUUGAGCAGGCCUUCAUUGCUUAUUACAGAUUCAUUUAAUGCUACUUAUGUACAACCCAGGAGGAAGCAAAGGGAUGAACAGCUGCUGACUAAUGUUUUGGAGACAUUACGAGGUGAUGGAAAUGUGUUAAUAGCUGUGGAUACAGCAGGCAGAGUUCUGGAACUUGCUCAGCUUCUUGAUCAGAUCUGGAGAACAAAAGAUGCAGGAUUGGGAGUCUACUCUCUUGCACUUUUGAAUAAUGUCAGCUACAAUGUAGUGGAGUUCUCUAAAUCACAGGUGGAAUGGAUGAGUGACAAGUUGAUGAGGUGCUUUGAAGACAAGAGAAACAACCCUUUCCAGUUCCGCCAUCUCUCCUUAUGUCACAGUCUGUCUGAUCUGGCUCGAGUGCCUAGCCCUAAAGUUGUUCUUGCCAGUCAGCCUGACUUGGAGUGUGGGUUUUCUAGAGAUCUUUUCAUUCAGUGGUGCCAGGAUUCCAAAAACUCUAUCAUUUUAACUUAUCGCACUACACCUGGAACAUUGGCACGAUUCCUGAUUGAUAACCCUUCUGAAAAAGUUAUAGAUAUUGAGUUGAGAAAACGUGUCAAGUUGGAAGGAAAAGAACUAGAGGAAUACCUGGAAAAGGAAAAACUAAAGAAAGAGGCAGCUAAGAAGUUAGAGCAGUCUAAAGAGGCAGAUAUUGAUUCCAGUGAUGAGAGUGAUGCUGAAGAGGAUAUUGACCAGCCAACUUUACAUAAGACCAAACAUGAUUUGAUGAUGAAAGGUGAAGGUAGCCGGAAAGGAAGCUUCUUCAAACAGGCAAAAAAAUCUUACCCAAUGUUUCCAGCUCCUGAAGAAAGAAUUAAAUGGGAUGAAUAUGGUGAAAUUAUCAAACCUGAGGAUUUUCUAGUUCCAGAGCUUCAAGCAACAGAAGAAGAAAAAAGCAAAUUAGAGUCUGGCUUGACAAAUGGAGAGGAGCCUAUGGACCAGGAUUUAUCAGAUGUUCCUACCAAGUGUAUUUCUGCAACAGAAUCCAUGGAAAUUAAAGCCAGAGUUACAUACAUUGACUAUGAAGGGCGUUCAGAUGGGGACUCAAUUAAAAAAAUUAUUAACCAGAUGAAACCAAGACAACUGGUGAUUGUCCAUGGCCCACCUGAGGCCAGUCAGGACCUUGCAGAAUGUUGCAGAGCAUUUGGUGGAAAAGAUAUUAAAGUUUACAUGCCCAAACUUCAUGAAACUGUAGAUGCUACAAGUGAAACACACAUUUACCAGGUCAGGUUGAAAGAUUCUCUUGUCAGCUCUCUUCAGUUCUGUAAAGCCAAGGAUGCUGAGCUGGCUUGGAUAGAUGGUGUUCUGGACAUGAGGGUUUCAAAGGUGGAUACUGGAGUUAUUUUGGAAGAGGGAGAGUUGAGGGAAGAUGAAGACUUAGAGAUGCAAGUGGAUGUGCCUUCUUCAGACUCAAGUGUGAUUGCGCAACAGAAGGCCAUGAAAAGCCUCUUUGGUGACGAUGACAAGGAGAUGUGCGAGGAGAGUGAGAUCAUUCCUACUUUGGAACCUCUGCCACCUCAUGAGGUUCUUGGGCAUCAGUCUGUGUUUAUGAAUGAGCCAAGACUGUCUGACUUCAAGCAGGUUCUCUUGAGGGAAGGUAUACAAGCUGAGUUUGUUGGAGGAGUGCUUGUGUGCAACAACCUGGUGGCUGUCCGCAGGACUGAAACAGGGCGUAUUGGAUUGGAAGGCUGCCUCUGCCAGGACUUCUAUAGGAUAAGAGACCUUUUAUAUGAGCAAUAUGCUAUUGUCUAAGAAAAGUGCUGCAAAGGUGUUUUCACUUGAACUUCUACAGACAAAGGAGGUUUCUCCCAGUUCUGACUUUUUGUAGUUUUCUAAUUUAUACAGGGAAACCUAAUUCACAAAGAUCAGUUAGCUGCCAUGAACAUGUGAGUAACUGCUACUGUUGUUCAUAAAUCUGUUGGUACAUUCCAUGUAGUUGACUCUUAAACUGUUACAACUUGGCAUCUCCCACAUAACACAUUAUAAAUGAGUUUAUGACUAUGAACGCUUCUCAGGAGAGGUUCAAUUUGUCAGGGCAUGUUUUGGUUUCACAGAUUUCCUGUCAAAGAGUAUGAAACAUGUGAAAGUUAUUCUUUUGUUCUAAAAUAAGAUUGGAUAAAGAGCUUUGGUUUCUUUGGUUUUGUUCAGUUUCUGUGAGGUUGUUUUUUGGUUUUGGUUUCGGUUGCUUGGGGUUUUUUUUAGUAAGUUUGAUUUAGGGAACAGUCUCAAGUAUCUCCCUCUUUGGUUUUUAAAUUGGGUUUAGUUGAAGUACAUUAUUAACGGCCCACUUAAAGCUAGACUACUUAAAGUUACCCCAGUGUUAAUCUGGCUGCAUCUUAAUGCUGUAUCUCUUCCAUCUUACUGAUUUGUUCUGAAACAGCAUUUCAUAUUGUAAUCUGCAGGAUAAAAAAAUUACUUGGGCAAUUACUCUAAGAAGUUUGGAUUAUAUUUUCAGGUAGUUUAAAAUGCCAUAAUUAUGCUUCAGAGUAACUUCUGUGCAAAAUUACAGAAUUCGUAACUCCUAGCUCUUGCAAAAUUAUGCCAAUUAUAAAAACUUUUCUAAGUUCUGAUUUUAAUACUUUUCAAAGUCUAAAGCCUUUAUCCAUGCACUGCUGUUUGUUCAGAGUGCCAUGAGCCGCGUUCAGGAAGAUCUUUUCUCUUCAAAUCUGUUCAUGUAAUGUAUUUAAUGAUUUUGUACCAUGUUCUGUUCUAGAUGACAGUAAGACUUAUUGUAGCUGCUGAUGCUAGGGAUUUACCUUACCUUUUAGGUAAGGAUAAACACAUCAUUGAGUUCAUUAAUUUCUCAAAAAUUAAGUUAUGAAAACAAAUGGCCUCUCAAGUUUAUUUAAUCCUUUUUUCCCCUAUCCGUGUGUGAAACACCAGCUUUGGCAGUGGAGGGUUGUUUGCUUUUUACAUAAAACAAUGUAAUAUAUGCUCUUUGUGUGUGUGCUUAAAUAAAACCUUCUGAAAAAGUGGCAAAAAAUAGCCCUGUGGGCUGUCAAUGGAAAGAUAAUUUGCUUUGCAGUUCAUUCUCAACAAAAAAUUUCUGUCUGAUCUACAGACUAUUCUGUUUAAAAUAGUAGAUUAAAAGUGAAGACUGUAUUAAACAGUUAAUGGAACUGUAUACUAGAAAUGUAAAAAACUUGAAAAUACAAUACUGAGUGAGAAUGUAUUUUCUUACCCAAAAUCUGGGGUUUUUUUCUUAACAAUCUAGAAAAAUGUGUAUUUCCUUAUAUUGACAUCCAGAACUUCAUAGAAAUGCUCUGGUUUUGUAGCAAUGCUAUGUAAAUCUAUAUGAUGCUGCAUACUUGUUGCUGAAUACUAUUGUAUUACUACUGUUGUUUAUACUAGUGAACUUUUAUAAAGUGAGUUACUUUGUACAUAAUCAUAUUGGCUGUAGGACUUUAACCUUGAGGGCUUAGGAUGGGAAGGGAUCACAUACCCCUGCAUGGAAUAUGCUAAUAAAGAAAAAAAACCCUUAGGAAGUCAAAAUAGUGCUGCUUUUGAAAAAAGGAUAAAGACAGCACAGUGUGAUCAUAAACCUUUCUAUCAGUUUUGUUUGUUUUUCUGACCUACUGAUACAAAUUCAGCUAAGAUCACAAAAUUUUAGUGUUAUCAGUCGUGUUAUCGGUCUGUAAAUUCUAGUGUGUGCUGACAUCCCAAAUUAGUGCUAUCACUGAGAAAAAGGCUCAAGUAUAAGCAAAACAGCUUCUUAUUUUAGUCUGUUCAGCAUGAGUGUGGCUGAAGUGUGAAAACAGACCUAGAAAGCUGACAUGCAAGGUGCAGGUGGUCAGCUGAGAGCUGGGACUGCAGUUCUGGAGGUCUCUAGAGAAUGCAUCGCAGGCUGCACUGGUGCUGUGGGGCAGGUGUGCUCCUCAGCUGGGCGUUUAGGGCUUGUAAAGCAGUGUGCACCUGAAGCCAGUGCUCAUUCAUUUGGCCUAUUCUGCUGUCAGUUCCCUGAUAUGUUCUUAACUAUGAUUUGCUUUAGACAGUAAUUGAACUUCUGUGUGUGAUUUUCAGAGUUACUAGUCUGGUUCUAGUUUUUAUCUGCACUAAAAGAUUGCUUUCCCCUUACCUCCACACAAUGUCAGUACUGCUGUGAUCCCUAAGUUGUGUUUUUGGGCUUCUGCAUUUUUCAUUAGCAGUAAAAAUGUGACAAAGAGUGCCAUUUCUUAUUCUGCCCUCUGUUGUUCCUGAGGGUAAGAACAUUAACUUCAAACCUAGUUUUGGUGUUCACCAAUUAAAAAUAUUUCCUUCCUGUGCUCGUGGAUAGUUCAGAUUCCUCACAUAAGAAGAGCCAAGGUUAUGUGGAGACAGAGGAAAGGUCUGUAAUGAUAAAAAUAUAAUUCUAGUAUUAGUUAUUUUGCUGUUCCUAUUAUCAAAACAUAGUCUUACCCUGAGUUAAAUAACAUUGUUUGUGACAGUUUCAUUUUUAAUCAUUUUACUUUGACAGUAUGGGCUGGAGGAGGAGGUGACAAUCUUCUCCAUUCUUCAACAAUAUUUAGAUGUAACCAGAUCCAAUUCUCAAAAUACCUUGUUAAUGGAAAGGUAGGAUGCCCAGCAUUCUGUCAGAGCAACAUUCUUGAGAGAGCAUUUGAGAUGUACUUGCUGCUACAACUUGCUUGGAAAUGUAGGGAUUUUCCCAUAUCUAGUAGUUUUUAAUUGGAGUCAAAUGCUAGUCAUUAGGAAUUAAUAAGCAGAGACAUGCUUCUUCCCCAAUCUGAAUAAUUGUUAUAGAUGGUUGUAUCCUAAAACACUUGUUUUGUACAGAAUCAAGAUUUCUUUGCUAAGGCAUGACAUGUAUUACUACUUCAGGUAGUAAAGGAGAGUUUGUUGCCUGGGGAAAAACACUUAAACUUGGUUCUGGCCAGGACAGGGUUGAUUUUUGCAGCAGCCAGGAAUAACCCAGAGGUUAUUCCAUGGGUUAUUCCAUGCCACCUCAGGUCAUUUUCCAAGAAUGGGUAAGGGGUCCCUUCCUGGCAGUGGUAUUGUUGGGCUCCCUUUGGAGCAGAGGUGAGUAUUCAUAUGGGAAUUGCUCACUUCCCUUGUACACUUCUGUUUUUAAUGUUGCUGCUGUCACUGUUCAUUUUCUUACUUCAUUGCUGUUUCUGGUAAAUUGUUCUUAUCUCAACCCACAGUCUUCACUUUUUGUGACUCCAAUUCUCUUCAGCCCCAAGAGGGGAAGGAGAGGGGAAGGGAGAAGUGAACAAGUGGCAGCCACAUGGUUUGGAGUGUUUUGGAAGGAGCACUAACCAUUCCUAAACCAUGAAAACUACUAAAAUUUUUUGAGUCUUUGCCAAAAGUAGUCUUACUUUAAGGAUUUGAAUGUUGCAUGAUAUUCUGUUUCAUGACUUUUAGAGAUGUUUUCGUAGUUUUGAAAAGGAAGUGCUGGGGAAGAUGAUCUCACGUCAAAUCUGAUAAAGAAAUGUAUCUAGUAACCAGAAUUGUAGUUCUUGGUCUGAAAACUGUGUAAGUCAUCAAUGGUAGUUCAAAAUGGGAUAAUGAAACUAGAUCAAAAGAGUCUAUAAAAUUGCCUGUUGGCAUUUAUUUUUAAAAAUACUUGAAACAGUAUUAAACAGUAUCUUACCUUCUCUUGAGACUCAUUUUGAUUGGGUAAGAGAUCUAAUACAAAGAUCAAAAUCGCAUAGAAUCAUAGAAUGGUUUGAUUUGGAAGGGGCCUUAAAGAUCAUCUGGUUUCAGUGCUCUGCCGUGGGCAGGGACACCUUUCACUAGACCAGGUUGCUCAAAGCCCUCUCCAACCUGGUCUUGAACACUUAGAGAGCUGAGCCAUCCACAGCUUCUCUGGGCAACUGGUGCCAGUAUGUCACCCCCACUCACAGAGAAGAAUUUCUUCCUAGUCCUAAUCUAAACCUGCUCUUGUUCAAUUUAAAGCCAUUUCCCCUUGUCCUGUCACUACAUGCCCUUAUAAAAAGUCUCUCUCCAGCUCUCCUGUAGGACCCCUUUAAGUACUGGAAGGUGCUCUAAGGUUUCCCCAGAGCUUUCGCUUUUCCAGGCUAGACCACCCCAACUCUCUCAGCCUGCCUUCAUGAGAGAGGUGCUCCAGCCCUCUGAUCAUCUUUGUGGCCAUCCUCUGCAGUUGCUCCAACAGGUCCAGGUCCUUCCUGUGCUGGGACCCCAGAGCUGGAUGCAGCACUGCAGGUGGGGUCUCACCAGACUGGAGUUGAGAGCAGAUCCUCUCCUUUCCUCUGCUGCUCAUGCUGCUUUGAUGCAGUCCAGGAUACAAUUGGCUUUCUGAGCUGCAAGAGCACAUUGCCAGAUCAUGUCCAUCCUGCACCACCUGCAUUUAUUUUAGGAAUCUUGUUGCAUGGUUUGUUUCCUGCAAGUACAGAACAGUUGCAGUUCAGUGGUAAGUGAUUCUUCCUUUCAGGUUCUUCCUUUCAGCUCUAACUUCCUCACAGUGGUAGAAGAGGAAUAUAGUUACGAGUAUUUGGGAGAACAAGGUUGUUUCAUACAGUGAACUUCAAGUUUUACUGUCUUUGAUAGGUUAUGUAUUACUACUGUGAUAAGAAGUGAAAAAUCAAAAAGACAACCACACUCCUGCAUUUUUUAGUAGAACUUCCAGUAAGCCCUGUAACUGUUUUCCUGGGAGAGAAGGAUCCAUACAAACUCUUAAGGUCAGAAGAAACAAGUUUGCUCUAUGAGCUUUAAGCAGUAAAAACCUGCCUGUUGUUGUAUAAUCCUCUUAGGUGAUGCAAGCUGGAUCUGUGAUUCAACAGCUGAAUGAUAAUGAGCUAAGCAUCUGCCAAAAAGUAUAGUUUGUAACUGCAGUCUGGCAGUCACUGAUGUUGAUAAUGAACAAAUACAUUACUUCAGUUCUGCAGGCUUUUCUUAAAUAUUUUUAAUUUUCCAUGCAGCUUUUUGGAAGUGAUCAAAACUUCUCUAAAAGCUAUUUUUGACAAAUGAUUCUGAAGAAAUUUGCAGUGGUGCUCAUUUCAAUUAAAAAAAUUAUACAACCCAAACCACAGGCUUUGUGUUGAACUUGGCCCAAGGUUGAUACCAGUUUUUGUAAAACUGACUGGAAAAUUACAUGGGAAGCCAGUGGAGAGUGUUCAUCAUGUUGUGUAGUAUUGGCUACCAAUGCCCUUGCUGAUAUUUGAGAUGUAGAAAAUAGAGCAUAACAUUUAAUGUCAAUAACAAUGUCAGAACUUUUGCAAGUAAAUAAAAAUUCCAUCUUCAAAAUGUCAAA
This is a messenger RNA of Melospiza melodia melodia, 7910 nucleotides long. RefSeq names its product cleavage and polyadenylation specific factor 2 (gene CPSF2). NCBI's taxonomy places the organism in Eukaryota, Metazoa, Chordata, Aves, Passeriformes, Passerellidae. Gene Ontology annotation, biological process: mRNA 3'-end processing by stem-loop binding and cleavage. The coding region runs from base 107 to 2455 and encodes 782 amino acids. The transcript has 15 exons. Gene Ontology annotation, molecular function: RNA binding. Gene Ontology annotation, cellular component: mRNA cleavage and polyadenylation specificity factor complex. The record is from RefSeq and is a predicted model, not a curated record.